Diabrotica virgifera virgifera (western corn rootworm) is the source of this 5294-nucleotide messenger RNA. RefSeq lists its product as uncharacterized. The transcript has 3 exons. The record is from RefSeq and is a predicted model, not a curated record. Bases 760 to 1839 code for a protein of 359 amino acids. Lineage: Eukaryota; Metazoa; Arthropoda; Insecta; Coleoptera; Chrysomelidae.
AAAUUUUUAUUAAAACAAUACCAAAAAUUAAAAAAGGAUUAGAAAACACCAGGAUUUGAACCGGAGACCUCUUGAUCUCCAGCCCAACGCUCUACCACUGAGCUAUUUGUUUAUACGUGCUACAAGAUUUCUCAGACAUAGUGGCAAACAUACGAAGUGAAUUAUAAAAUACUUUAAAUAUUACUUAUUAUCUUAUUCCCGAGGUAGACAAGUCCAAAUAUACAAAAAUUAUAAUAAUAGUUAUUUAUGAUGUAAAUGUUAAAAGGACAAUUUUAAGGCACGUAUGUGAAAGAUUCGCUUCGCUCAUUCUGCAAUUCACAUGAGUGCCUUAAAAAUGUACUUUUUAACAGCUAUAUCAUACAAUAUUUUUUCUAGAUACGUCUUAUAUAUAUCAACAAUUAUAAUUUAUUCAUUCUCAAUACCUACAAAAACUUUUACUUGAACUUGACUGACAUUCCAUUUUUAUAUUUUUCUUGACAUUAGAGAGUUAUCAAGUAAAAUUCUAUUCAUCCGUUAUUUUGACACGUAAACGCUAUUUUUUUACGGUAUAUAUUUUAACGUAAAUGUAAUUUUUGAGUUAUCAAGUGGCAGAAUUCCUGCUUCACGUUAAUAGUUGGCAGCUGUCAGUCAAAUGUCGUAUUUGACAGCAAAAUAUUUAAAUUUGUUUAAAUUUUUUUCUGUUUUUGUUUUCUUUCACGAAGAUAGAUAUUUUGAAAUUUUUUCCUUGUUUUGUAUUGUACAAAAGAAAUAUAAUAAAAUAUGGAAGAUAUCUUAGAACAGGCAAUAUUACUUGAAGCUAAUGAUGAUGAUAUAGAAUAUGUGAUACUAAAUCACAUUUUAAAUGAUGGUAAUGAUAAUAAUGUUCAAAAUGUUCCUGUCUUCAAUUUCGAUACCUUAGAAGCUGAGCAAGCCAAAAAGUACUUUCGAUUUGAGAAACAGGAUAUUCCAAGGCUGGUACAGUUGUUAGGGAUACCAGAUAUAAUUGUAACAGAAACUGGCCAUACCUGUACUGGACUCGACGGACUGUGCAUUUUAUUGCGUCGUCUAGCAUACCCUAACAGACUUAGUGAUCUAAAAGUCAUAUUUGGACUAUCAGCUCAGUCCUUGUCACAAAUUAUUAAUAAAACAGUAAACUUGAUUUUAGAAGGUCAUAGAUCAAUUUUAGAAGAUUUGGACAAUGUACCCUGGUUAACACAAGAAAAAUUGGAGUACUAUUCACAGGCAGUAGCUGCAAAAGGGGCAGCGGUUCAAAAUUGUUGGGGUUUUAUAGAUGGAACUGCAAGGCGUAUUUGUCGACCAUCUAUAAAUCAAGAAGCGUAUUAUUCUGGUCAUAAGAGGUGGCACUGUCUUAAAUACCAGUCUGUUGUAUGUCCUGAUGGCAUCAUUAUUAGUCUUAAAGGACCUUAUUUAGGCAGGCGCCAUGAUGCCGGCAUUUUUGAAGAGAGUAAUAUAUAUAUGGAAUUGGAAAGAAAAUGUACUUUUGGAAAUGUCAAUUUUGUUUUGUAUGGAGAUCAGGCUUAUCCAUUGUCCAAUCUUUUGCUAUGUCCUUACCCAAACCCAGCAAGAUUACCCAAUGGAAUACAAAGGUUGAGACAGGAAAACUUUAACAACAGCAUGUGCCAGGUUAGAUUAGCUGUAGAGUGGGGAUUUGCAAAAAUUGUAAGGGAAUUUGCCUUUUUAGAUUUUCACAAAAAUCAAAAACUUUUGUUGCAAGACCUAGGUAAAAUGUACAAGUGUGCAGUAUUGCUGAUAAACUGUCACACAUGUUUAUAUGGAAACCAAGCUGCCACAUAUUUUAACGUAAUUCCUCCUAAUUUAGAAACAUAUUUAGAGCACUAAUUUUAUUCUAUUUAUUUACUAUUCGAAUUGGGAAAAUAAUUCAGAUGUUAUUAUCUUCUUCUUUCUCAUAAUCCUUAGUGCCCUUCAGGUUGUCAGAUGUCGGGUUCCGCCUUUUAUCCGUUUCUUCCAAGCGCUUCUAUAGGUAGCCAGGUUCUUCAUAUCCCUUAUACCCAUGUGUCUGUCUCCUUUCACAUAUAUCCUGGCUCUGGUCCAUCCAUGUCUUCCUCAGCCUCUCUUUUUUCUUUUGUUUCCCAUUUUGGCUUCAUGUACCUUCUUUGUAAGUCUCUUUUGCUCCAUUCGUUGUAGGUGUCCAAACCAGCUCAAUUGUUUGUUUUUGAUCUUCUUUAUUAUCAGUUCUUGUUCCAGCUCUCUUCUUAUAUCUUCAUUUCUGAAUCUAUCAAACUUCGUAAUUACAACUAACCUUCUCAUGUUUCAUCUUUGUCGUGUUUAUCAUUGAUUCAUGUUUCUUUUGCCUAAUCCAUGUUCACGCCCCAUAUGUCAUUAGGUUGACUAUGCCGUGAUAUACUCUGAAUUUAGUUUUGUUGUCUAUUUCUGACUUUGUCAUAUGUCGGUUUUCCCAUCAUCUCUUAUUAUAUUUCCCAAAUAUUCAAAAGUAGAUACCUGUUCUAUUACUUGUUCCAUUAUUAUAUCAGUAUUUCUUUCUUUUUUCUCAUCUUCAUUUCCAUUCACUUCCAUUUUUAAAUUAUGUAUCUCUUUUUGCCAAAUAUCUAUUAGUUUCCUGCAUUUUCUCUACUGUGUCUGUGAUUAAAACUAUAUCAUCAGCAUAUAGAAGGGAGUUGAUCCUUAUUGCAUUUAAGUUUUUAUAUCCUUCUAUAUACACUUGAGUCCAGAAUUCUUUACCUGUGCGUCAUUAAUACCUGGCGAGAUAAAACACAUACUUUUUAUCUAGCAUCAUUCUCUUCCACGCAUGAAACUAAAGACAAACCAGCUACCGCCUGUUAUUAAGUAAAAACACAUGUUAUCUUUAUGAACGCUCUAGUCUCAGUAUAUUGAAAAGUGAUAAGUACAAAAAAAGACGCUUAGGAAUAUUUUCAGACUUUAAGUACAAUAAUUCGUGACGUUUCUGGUUUGUUUACUUUUGUGGCUGUCAGUCUGUUGAAUUUUUUGCUGUUUUUUUGUCGAAUUUGUGCAUUUUGAAGUUUUUGAUAUCACAGUUUUUUUUCACAACGAACUUUAUAUUGGAGUUUGAAAUUUUAUGGUAAAUAUAUUUUAUUUUAUUAAGGAAGUUUUGUUAAGUGGCAGUUAAGGAAUAAGAAUAUAAGGUUGUGUUAAGUUUCUGCCAAAGUGAAUGAAAUGAUAAAAAGAAAAUAUGUUAUUGAAUUUUUUCAUAAAUUGUUUAUUUAUUUAUUAAUCACUAAUGAUAUUAAAAGAAUUUAUUAAGCUACUUCAAAUGUAGCUGUAAUUCUGCACCAAAAGUUUAAAGCAAAACUUACAUUUGACAUUUUAUUUAUUUAAUAACAUCAAAUUUUAACCCGUGAUCGGAGCAGUAGCUACUUCCUGGCACUUGCUGUUGCGUUUAGUAAAUUUCCGACUUAUGUCAUAUGCUUUAAAUGAUGACACACGGGUAAAGAACCCUGGACUCAACUGUAUUGAAGGUUUCUUGUUUGAUCUUUGUUAUUUUUAUUAGGAUAUCCAUGACUAUUAUAAACAAGUGAGGACUUAGCCUAUUUCCUUGUUUAAUUCCCUUAUCCCAUUUAAAUGUGCCUGAUCUUUCUUCAUUUAUUUGUACUUGGCCUUCUACUUCCAUAUAUAUAUAUAUAUAUAUAUAUAUAUAUAUAUAUAUAUAUAUAUAUAUAUAUAUAUUAUAACUUUUAUCAUCUUUGACGUUGUUAUCAAAAUACAAAAUAUUAAUAAAUUAAACAAAUUUUGUUGUUUAGUAAAAAAAUUCUUCUAAUAAUUUAAUUUAAUCUGAAUCAUUCAUAUCGGCAAUUUAGACAUAUAUUAUACAUUUUUAAGUAGAAAACUUUAAAAUAAUAUUGCCAAUUUUUAUGAGUUGCGUUCCUGGGACGACUUUAUUGAAAGAUAGUUCAUUCAAUUACAUGAAAUCAACUUUACCUUACCUUAAGAAUAUCGAUCACAAAAAUCAUAGCAUGUGAUUUGUCUUCAUAAAGACCACCACAUGAAAUGAAGACAGUAAAAUCCUCGUGUUAUUUUAUUCUAUUGUUAGUUAAUUUUCACUGUAUUAGUGUUGAACUGUUUUGUAUUAUUUAAGUUUGUUCAUUUUAGCAUAUAGUGAGAUUGUAAACAAUUUUUGCCAAGUGGUUAUUUCUUUUCCAAUUGUAUUAACCCAUUAAUUGCUAAUCUUGUGUAAAUGUAACCUUCUGAAUAACAUUUUCUUAAGAUACUCUUCAACAGGCUAGUGUUCUGGUCCAAAAUGUAUUGGAUUCUUAUUCACAAUUUUGUAUGUAAAUAAAAUGGAUGUCUGUAUUGUAAUAUUCAUUAAUUAAUUUGCUGUUUAUCAGUGACUAAAUGUUUUGAUUGUAAAUUUUAGCAUAGAUAGUGAGAUUGUAAACACUUUUUUUGCCAAGUGGAUAUUUCUUUUCCAAUUGUAUUAACCCAUUAAUUAUUAAACUUGUGUGAAUGUAACCUUCUGAGUAACAUUUUUUUAAGAUAUUAUUUCUUCAACAGGCUAGUGGAUUGUCUGUUCCAAAAUGUAUUGAAUUAUUAUUGACACUUUUUUAUGUAAAUAAAAUGGAUAUCUGUAGUGUAAUAUCAUUUAAUUAAUUUGCUGUUUACCAGUGACUCAAUGUUUAAAAUUACAUACAGUCGGAAAAAUGAAAGAAUACCCAUGAACGAACAUAUAAAACACGCUGUAUUUUCCUUUCACCGUGUCACAAAGAAAAUUGUCCAGUGCAAGUACAUGUAACAAUAAUUAUUACAUGUACUUGCUCUGGCCAAUUUUUUGUGUGCCACAGUGACAGGAAAAUACAGCAUGUUUUAUAUGUUCGUUCAUGGGUAUUCGUUCAUUUUUCCUACUGUAAUUUAAUUAACCUUCUGACUAACAUUUUUUUAAGAUAUUACUUUUUCAACAGACUAGUUUCUAUUCCAAAAUGUAUUGAAUUUUUGACAGUUUUUUAUGUAAAUAAAAUGGACAUCUGUAUUGUACCUAAUAUCAAUUAAUCAAUUUGCUGUUUAUCAGUGACUAAAUGGUUUAUAGUUUAUAUUGUAUAAUUGAAUUAACUGUCUGAAUAAUAUUUUCGUAAGAUAUUACUUCUUCAACAGGCUAGGGUCUAUUCCAAAAUGUGUUGAAUUUUUAUUCACAGGUUUUUAUGUAUUUACUUUAAUAAAAUGGAUAUCUGUAUUGAAAUAUCAAUUAAUUAAUUUGCUAUUUAUUAGUGACUAAAUAUUUUAUAUUAUAUAAUUUUGUGAAUUUUAGGAUAUAGUGAGAAUGUAAAACUGAAUGAUGAAUUAAAAACUCUACAACCUAACUAAAA